AUGAAAGUAAGAAUAGUGUUGAGUAGUGAUGCUAUCAGACAUAGUCCGGCAGCCCGUACCCGAUGUUCCUCGAGAGCAGACUUUGGAGGCACUGGAAGUUCGGGAAGCUCGGAAGGAAAAGGAAAUACUGGAGUGAACUCUCCAUCUCCAAAUCCUGGCUCUCGGCGUGUAUGGUCGGCUUUAGCUGCUUUUGCCAUCACUGCAUCGCUAGGAGGAGCUUACCUUUACAAGAAACAUAAUGAUAAUGAGCUGGGUGAAGCACAAAUAAUUAAUGAUAGUACAAUAGAGAAGAAAAAGGAGGUAAAAAAUACAUCUAUUCCUCCAACGGCUGAGAGUCUUCCCAAUCAUGUGCAGUAUUUAUUAGUGGGUGGUGGGACAGCGUCGUUUGCUGCUAUGAGGGCCAUUAGAAGCGCGCGCCCUGAAGCUCAGGUGCUUAUGAUUGGAGAGGAGGCAGCCCUGCCAUAUAUGAGACCACCGCUUAGUAAAGAACUUUGGCGAGAAAAAGAUCUGUCAGCCCGCUUUGAACAUCCUGAUGAUAUAUCAUUCCGACAGUGGAACGGACGGCGACGAAGCCUGCUAUACGAGCCAAAUGCAUUCUAUACAUCAGCUGAUAAGCUUCGCGAGGGUAACGCAGGGGCGGGUAUAGCUCGUGGGUGGAAAGUCCUAAACAUUGACCCAUCAGCACAUACAGCAGUUCUCUCAAACAUCGACACCGAGGAAAGUCACGUGCUCACAUAUGACAAGUGCCUGAUAGCGACGGGCGUGAGAGCGAGGCGGGUGCCGGCCUUACGAACAGCAGCAGCAGCUGGCAGGUCAUUGACCCUGAGAUCUGUACAUGACACAGCUCGUUUAGCUGCUGCUGUUGAUGAUCCAGCUGUUAAGGAUGUAGCGGUGGUGGGGGGAGGGUUCCUAGCUUCGGAGCUCAGUGCUGCCCUCGCUGAUAGACUUGGUCCUUCGGGUAAGCGCGUGAUGCAAGUGUUCCGUGAGCGCGCGCCGCUAGAGGGCGUGUUACCACACUACCUGGCUGACGAAGCGGCUAGAAGAUUGGAAGAAGCCGGCGUUACACUUGUGGCAAGUGAGGAGGUUGUGGACAGUUCUGUGGACGAGUCUGGUCGUGUUUCACUACGUCUGUCAUCCGGCGCUACACUGGUAGCUAAUGUGGUAGCAGAAUGCACUGGCAGUGAACCUGCUACGGAACUAGCAGUAGCAUCAGGCUUGGAAAUACACCCUGAACUAGGCGGGAUCCUCGUAGACGCGGAGCUACGAGCUCGAUCAGACUUAUUUGCGGCUGGCGACGUAGCAUGCUUCUACGACGUAGCACUAGGCCGGCGGCGCGUAGAGCAUCACGAUCACGCGGUAGUGUCUGGCCGACUGGCGGGCGAGAACAUGGCCGGCGUGAAGCGACCACAACACUACACGCAUCAGAGUAUGUUCUGGAGCGACCUCGGACCACAGUUGGGAUAUGAGGCGAUAGGUAUAAUAGAUUCCAAGCUGCACACGGUGGGCGUGUUCUCAGCUGACGCUGUUAAAGAACAGUCCACUGAGGCGAGGGUCCUAGGAGCGGCGGACGGGGAGGAGGGGGCGAAGGCCGAGGGCGCGGAGACCGAGGGGGCGAAGGCCGAGGGGGCGAAGGCUGAGUCAGCGCCGAAAAGAUACGAACGUGGCGUGGUCUUCUAUAUGAGAGAGAAGCGGGUAGUCGGAGUACUACUGUGGAAUUUAUUCAACCGCUUGCACGUCGCGAGACAGGUUCUGGCGCAGGGCGAGUUCGAUGACCUCUUCGAAGUCGCGAAGCUCUUCUCUCUCAACGACGAGGAAUAG
Danaus chrysippus (African queen) is the source of this 1818-nucleotide messenger RNA. NCBI's taxonomy places the organism in Eukaryota, Metazoa, Arthropoda, Insecta, Lepidoptera, Nymphalidae. The record is from the annotation of a GenBank genome assembly.